This is a messenger RNA of Microthlaspi erraticum, 447 nucleotides long. Lineage: Eukaryota; Viridiplantae; Streptophyta; Magnoliopsida; Brassicales; Brassicaceae. The record is from the annotation of a GenBank genome assembly.
AUGAAAUUGGGCUUCAAAAAGGGUUUCGGGUCGACCGCGGCGUUGGGACGGUCGGUCGGGAUGAUCGGCCGAACAGUCGGGUCGUGGCCGAGUCGGAACGGUUGUGGCCGGAUGGAUUCACGGUCGGCCGGCUUGGUCGGGCGGAUAGAGAUUUGGCCGAUGGUUUCUCGGCCGGACGUGGGACGUUCUUUCCCGGCUCGGACGGAUGCAUCGGCCGUGGUACGCGAAGUGGGUUGCGCGGCCGCGAGGCCUUGUUCCCGGCUCGCGCGGCAUGGUCGCGCGCGGCGUGGCGUGGAACGCUUGAAGCUUGGCCGACCGCGGGACAAUGUUUCCCGGGUCGUGUUGCAUGAUCAGCCGGUCGGUUUCGAACUUUGGCCGAGACUUCAGUCGGACGGACAUGACUUCAGUCGUUUCUCGGCCAGCCGGACUGCGCGGUUUGGGCGCUGA